Heterostelium album PN500 is the source of this 3738-nucleotide messenger RNA. RefSeq lists its product as uncharacterized. The transcript has 3 exons. The record is from RefSeq and is a predicted model, not a curated record. The coding region runs from base 1 to 3738 and encodes 1245 amino acids. Lineage: Eukaryota; Evosea; Eumycetozoa; Acytosteliales; Acytosteliaceae.
AUGAAUUCAAAUAUUAUUUAUUUAUUAGUAUUAUCCUUAGUUUAUUAUGUUUGUACUUUAGAUUUUGUUCUUUCAGCGGAAUGCGGAAGUAAUGCUCCUCCAAUAGCAAAGUAUCAACAAGUAUUCGAAAAUUAUUGGCGAGUCGAUAUAAACUAUCCUGAUGCCGAUGGUUCUUUGAUUGACUUUGGUGGUCUUGGUCGUAAGACUCAUGCCGUUCCAGAAAAGAUCUACCUAAUAUCUUUAUAUAAGAGGGUUGUUCGUCUUAGAUUCCAAGUCAACGAUAUCUACGAUGUUUACUUCACGGUUCGCGAUUUCAAUGGUGUUCCAUGUAAUCAUAGUUUGGUAUCUGACACCAACACUCAGAGUCUACCAUCGAUCGAUAUUGUCCAACCGGUUUGUUUGUACACCAAUGCCACUCUCACCCCAUUCAACAACACCUACAUGAACACACCUAAUUUCCAAGUGAAAUGCUCGACCUCUCCUUCAUCCCUCUACGAAAUGAAAGCCUACACUCCGACAUUCCAAUAUAAAACAUCGAUCAAUGGUGUCCAUACUAUUACCUAUGGUAACGGUUAUUCAUUCCCAUUCCAAUUACAAGCUCAAAACUCAUUGGUUCCAAUCAUUUCAUAUACAACUGGUGUGAUUGGAAAGAAAAGUAACUUGACCGUUUUGAAUGCCAAUAGAUUUACAUCUAUUAAGUUGUUUUCUUCGUCAGGUCCUGAAGUUAUUCCAACCACUCCAAACAAUUACCCAAUAGUUAACAACCUGUUGUAUUCAUUGGUUGCUGUUUCCGAUACUUGUGGAACUCAAAUUAUGGAUUUACAACCAGAAGUGGAUAUUAAUGUUUAUAGUACCGUACACUCAUACAAUUGUCAAGCAAACACUGUCGAUGUUUCAUUUGACUUUGGAUACAAUGUAUCACAGAGUGAUUAUACUAUAAAUGUUGCAGGUUCGGCUUACCAAGUUGGUAAUAAUCUCACCUUGGCACAAGGAACUACGUAUACUAUAAGUGUAACUGGUAUUAAUGGAUUGGCUAGUACCUAUUCCUAUUCUUCUCCAUCACUUGGUUCGAGUGUUAGUUACACGAUUGACAGCUAUCCAACAUGUUACUCAGAUGGCUUGGUGACAUUCAACUAUGCCGGUGAUAUUUCAGAUAUCAAAGUUAACAAUAUUCAACUUACCACUAAGCAGAUCGCCGUGGAAUAUGGAACCAAUUACAAUGUUUACCCGAAAUGUGGUGGAUCUUUCUAUAUCAACUUUAACACCGUACCAUUAUACUCAGUCGAUCGUACCUCGGGUAAUUGUUUUGGAACGGCAUCUAUUGUUGUUCAAAACUAUCAGAUAUUCUCAUCUAUUUAUUUGUUAGAUUUAAAUUCUAACUAUACGGCAGUGGAUGGUAUCUUUAGUAAUGUCUAUCUCUCGACCAACUACAAAUUCGUCUACAAACUCAGCAACAAUUGUACCGAGUCUGAAUAUUAUAUAUCACUUCCAAUGGAUAAUACAGGUUCAGAAACAAUCGAAAUUCAUCAACAAAUAGUGAAUCAACCAGAUUCUUGUCAAGACUUAAUUUCAGUGAAUUUCCAACUUGAAAAAGGUGGUGUAGUUUUGGAGAAUUUCACACAACCCAAUCUAAUGUUGGGAAGUACUUUUAACCAUUAUUUAAAGUUUGGUACUUGCGGUACAAGUUUAAUUGUUCUUACUGUUGAUUCAUUGAAUAUUUUAAAUACAACAACAUACAAGAUUAUUAAACCUGCAGUUUGUAAAGAUUCAUUUGCUCUCAUCCAAUUGGAAUCGGUUGAUCUUUUGAAAUUAUCUUCUAUCAAUAUUGACUUGCAACCAGUUAAUAUCAAUAAGGAUGAUGCAACCUAUUUAGUUCCAACAGGUAAACACUUGAUUGAUCUCAAUUAUCAGAACGAUCGUGGACAUUGUGGAACCAGAUUGGAAAUUGACAUCCCAUUCACAAGAGAUGUUGAACUUUCAUACAAUGUAAUCAACCAAGAUUCAACGAAAUGUAACCAAGCAACUGGUUCAAUUCAAUUCUCUAAUUUCGCAGAUUUCAGCAAUCUUACACUCGUUAAUGGAACCACAUCCGACAAUGGAUCAUUCAAUAAAUUAUCAACAAACUAUUACACAGUUCAAUUCAAUCAUUCAGUUUGUGGAGUUGGUCAAAUCAACAAUAUUUCGGUGGUUACUGAUGGUCACGUUAGUAUUGAAGAAAUCUAUCAUCCAACUUGUGACAGAGGAAUGGGAUAUUCCGAUGGUGUUUAUCAAUUGAAUGUCUUUGAUAGACUUGGAGAUAGAAUAUCAAACCUGUCUCUCAAUUCAACAUAUGGAUUUGAUGGUUUAGGUAUUAUUGCUGGUCAAACUAAACUAGAUUAUAAAAUUAAAUCACAACAGUUUUGCUCUUGGGGUGUGCAAGCUACUUACCAACUGAAUGAAAUUAAUGUUACCUUCUCAGAUAUCAAACAAUAUACCACCUAUCCAGGAUCAUUUAAUUUCAAUUUCAGUUCAUAUAUUAGAAUUGAUGGUCCAGAAGUAGAUGGAAUUGGUGGUAGUUUUGUUUAUCCUAAUCAUCUUGAUUUAUCAGUUUAUCCAAAUACUGUCGAUACAUUCACAGCUUUUUAUAAUGACUAUUGUAAAGUGAUGACAUCGGCACCACUAAAUCCAGUGUUGAACCCGGAUUUCGGAAUCAAACAAAUCAAGAAAUGUGGAUCGAUGGAUACACAAAUCCAAUUCCCACAGAGUGUUGUCGACAACUAUUAUGUUAAGACCUCCAAUGGUCUCCUGGAUGCAAACAACAUGGUUUAUGCUUUCAAUGGAAUUGACAUUGUUUUGACAUCCAAGACAACUGGAGUUGCUACAUACUUUACUCUUGAAACUCAAAACACUGAAGCAUUGCCACCUGUUUCCUAUAGUUUUACCAACGAGUCAUGUAUGGGUAGUGGUGAUGCAUCGAUAACUAUCGCCAAUCAAGAUCCAAACCUAAUAUACUCUCUCUACAAUGUCAAUACAGAAAUUAACUAUGCUAAUCCAAUCAAUGGAGGAUGGAGUGGACUCACCAAAGGUAUCUAUUCUAUCUAUGCAACAAACAACACUAAUGUCGCAUGUAAAACCUCUGAACAAGUCGAAAUUCAAGUCAAUUCACCAGUUACCAUUGCCAUUACCACCAAUCAAUGUUCUGCUCAAUCCAAUGGUGUUGUUUCAUUCUCAACAACUGUUAACAAUCAACCAGUAAACAAUGUAGUUUAUUCAGUUGAUGUCCAGAUUAAUUCAACCAAAGUAAUACUGCCAUCAGGUGAUUACACAGUCAAGGCAUUUGUAAAUGAAGGUACCUGUAGACAAUUCGUAAACCAAGAUUUCACAGUACAGUCGAAUAUCCUAGAAGCAGAAGUUGUAUCAUCGAUUUGUUCGACAGCCAGUAUCAAAGCAACAUCAGAACUUCAAGAUCAAUUGACAAUUAGAUUGUAUAAUGUUACAAAUGGUGGUAAUUCAUUGGUUGGUCAAGCAAUCAAUGGAAACACAGCCAACAUCACCAACCUCUCUCGUGGAACCUAUCAAUUCACAAUCACUGAAUCAUCUGGAUGUUCGAUUACAACAGCAUCAUUCAACAUUCUUGAAUGUCCAACACAACCACCAACUGAAACUCCAACACAAACACCUAUCAAUCGAUCAUAUCAACUUUCACCAUACACUUCAUUAUUAUUCUUCUCCAUUCUUUCAUUAAUCUUUUUUGCUUAA